AGAGGCCAGAUAGGGUCUGUUACCUCACUGCUAAUUUCCCUAGCAAAUAAACCAGCAGCUGCUGGUCCAAGUUACCACCGAGAACAGGGAACUGCAUGCAUGGGACAGGAUGCUUUCAUGGAGCCCUUCAAUGACACACUUGGGGUCUUUCAGUGCAAAUUAUACCUUCUUCUCUUCGGUGCUUGCUCGGGACUGAAGGUGACAGUGCCAUCACACACUGUCCAUGGCAUCAGAGGUCAGGCCCUCUACCUCCCCGUGCACUAUGGCUUCCACACUCCAGCAUCAGACAUCCAGAUCAUAUGGCUAUUUGAGAGACCCCACACGAUGCCCAAAUACUUAUUGGGCUCUGUGAAUAAGUCUGUGGUUCCUGAUUUGGAAUAUCAACACAAGUUCACCAUGAUGCCACCCAAUGCAUCUCUGCUUAUCAACCCACUGCAGUUCCCUGAUGAAGGCAAUUACAUUGUGAAGGUCAACAUUCAGGGAAAUGGAACUCUAUCUGCCAGUCAGAAGAUACAAGUCACUGUUGAUGAUCCCGUCACAAAGCCGGUGGUGCAGAUUCAUCCUCCCUCUGGGGCUGUGGAGUAUGUGGGGAACAUGACCCUGACGUGCCAGGUAGAAGGGGGCACUCGGCUAGCUUACCAAUGGCUAAAACAUGGGAGACCUGUCCACACCAGCUCCACUUACUUCUUUUCUCCCCAAAACAAUACCCUUCAUAUUGCUCCAGUGACGAAGGAAGACAUUGGGAAUUACAGCUGCCUGGCGAAGAAUCCUGUCAGUGAGAUGGAAAGUGAUAUCAUUAUGCCCAUCAUAUAUUAUGGACCUUAUGGACUUCAAGUGAAUUCUGAUAAAGGGCUAAAAGUAGGGGAAGUGUUUACUGUUGACCUUGGAGAGGCCAUCCUAUUUGAUUGUUCUGCUGAUUCUUAUCCCCCCAACACUUACUCCUGGAUUCGGAGGACUGACAAUACAACAUAUAUUAUUAAGCAUGGGCCUCGCUUAGAAGUUGCAUCUGAGAAAGUAGCCCAGAAGACAACUGACUAUGUGUGCUGUGCUUACAACAACAUAACCGGCAGGCAAGACGAAACUCGUUUUACAGUUAUCAUCACUUCUGUAGGACUGGAGAAGCUUGCACAAAAAGGAAAAUCAUUGUCACCUUUAGCAAGCAUAACUGGAAUAUCACUAUUUUUGAUUGUAUCCAUGUGUCUUACCUUCCUAUGGAAAAAAUAUCAGCCCUACAAAGUUUUAAAACAGAAACUAGAAGGCAGGCCAGAAACAGAAUACAGGAAAGCUCAAACAUUUUCAGGCCAUGAAGAUGCUCUGGAUGACUUCGGAGUAUAUGAAUUUGUUGCUUUUCCAGAUGCGUCUGGUCUUUCCAGGAUGCCAAGUAGGUCUGUUCCAGCCUCUGAUGGUGUAUCAGGGCAAGAUUUGCACAGUACAAUUUAUGAAGUUAUUCAGCACAUCCCUGCCCAGCAGCAAGACCAUCCAGACUGCCUGAAGGCAUAACUGCCACAGAUCAUCUUCCAUCAUUUCUUUGUCAUUUAUUGACUUUGAAAAGAACAUCAAUAACCACUUACAGAAACUUCCCCUCUGGCAAAAGAAACAGUUCCAGCAAAGUAAUUCAUGCACACUUCUGGGUAAAUAUCAAAAAUAACAGCAAGGAGUACAAAUGCAUGGGAAAUCAUCUUACGGGGAAGAAACCUAGUCCUGGAGGGGGGAGGAUGUAAGGACUCAAUAAGUGGCAAGAUACUUCAAAGAACCUCAUCAGAUAAAAUCUACCUAGAGUCACAUAAAUUAGGAACAGACUCUGUUGGAGGUAGGAACUUACAGUUUGGAAAAAAAAAAAAGUAAAGCAUUGUAUUAUCAGUCUAGUAGAACACAAGAAUAGGAUAUUAUUACAUAAUAUUUUAAGAAUAAAAGCACUCUAAAAUGAUACCUAAUUCUCUUUACUGUCUAUAAUAGAAAGCUAGGGGAAAUUUGUUUGUUGUUAAAUAUAAGGCAUUGAAAGAAUUUUGAGAUUAAGUCUGCUUUCUAAGAUUUAAUCUAAUUAAAAUUUGUAUCCUAUUUAAAUUCAUUUCUCUAUAUAUCCUUUCUUCUAACUAUCAAUUUUUCACAUUAGAAUGCAAACAGACCAAAUGACAACUUGGAGUUUCUCUUUUAAGUUUCUCAAGAAUGAAAUAAGUUUUAAGUCAAAAUUGUGAAUAUGACAGCUACAAUUUCAGAACACAAAAUAAAGUGAUUGGGUUGUUUUUCAUGUCAAAAAAUUGAUUUUCAAAAAAACACCCUUUGAAACUAGAUGACUUUUAGCACUAGCAAAAUCUUUUGACUUUCUUAAGGAUAUAAAAGUUCAUUUCAUAAAUAAGAUUUCAGAAUUGAAAACAAAGCAGAAAUGCUCUUUAUCAAGCAUAUGAAAAAAGUAUUCAAAACUACUGCUGUUAGCACAUGCUCCUCCAAAAGGCAGUCACCCUCAAGACCCUGGCUCAUGCUACCAGCACAAUCUGAGUAACAUCUCCAACUCCCACAGCCUCUCUCUUCUCACCUUCUUCUUUCCCAUUUUCUCAGUCUUUUUUUGUGUUUGUUAGUUUCUCUAUGUAGGUCCUUGUCUUCCAAUGGCUCUCUCUUCCUUUACCUUCAUUCUUUGAAUCCCUCCUUUAUCGAGUCUAACGUCCUCUUUUCUUCUCUUUCUCUAUAAUUGCCUCCCUUAUCCAUAAUAUUCUUCCUAAAAUUUUCCUCCUCUGUCUGUCUUCCACCUUUAUCUAAAUGGGGAGUCAAUAUUUUUAAAAUUAUUAUUUUAUUUGAAUUCAGAUUUAUGUUACCUAUUCUAAAUUAUUUAAAUAAAUAAGUGCAAUGCUUCCUUUUUCUUUAUCAGAAACUAUUUUGUACUGAUUUUACUUAUAAUUAAUUCACAAGCAUUUCUAGGACAUUUAAUAUGUGGUAGGGCAAGAGAUUAAAUAAGACUCGAUCUUUUCAAGAUUUCAUAGUUCAGUGGGCUGCUGUUUACUUUUUUUAACUAAAGAUUAGUGACUCUGAGUAAAAUAAAUAUUUCUCAGUAGAAUAAAUGCCACCUAUAGAUGCAGAGAACAUUUUUCUUUCCUGAUUACCUAUGGUUUUAUUCUCCUCUAGGUCCAAUUAAAUUCAAAGAUCAACUUCAUGAAUAAUGCAUUAUUAUAGGUGGUCAGUGAAUCUCUCCCAUCUCUAUUUCCCAACAUGAAUGUGCCAGCUCUGUGGAAAGAAUUCUAAUUUCACUGCUUUCUUUUAUUUGGCAGUUACUUCUGAGUAAGAAAGACAGCCAAACAAUUUUAUUCUUUGGCCCUUAGACUGUUCUAACAGUGUUAUUUUCUUUACUACAUAUGUCUGUUACCUAACUGGACUGCUGUUUAACCAAUUGGUAAAUUGGUCUGUGUUCAUAUUCUAGCACUCAGACCAAUUAUUUAUUUAUUGAACUUAAGGCUGGGUGUAUUUCAAUGUUGUCUAUUGACCUUAUUAAAUGCUCUUGGUAGGGUUUAUAUUGAACACAAGACUUACGUUAGUAUAUUGAAAACAGGACAUUCAAAUUAAGUAAACCUUUAGUUUCAAAAGGAAAUUAUCUAUAAAAUUUAAUAAUUGCUUACUCUCACAUUUAUUUGUUGAUAAAUGUAAUUUUCUUGAGCUAGCUCAAGACAUUCAUCUAAUUUGUAGCCUUGGAAAGGAAUAAAAUAAGUUAAGGUUUGUUUACCUGUAGACCUGAAAAAUCUAUAGAACUGUUUACAUA
Molecule: messenger RNA, 3745 nt
Organism: Cebus imitator (Panamanian white-faced capuchin)
Lineage: Eukaryota; Metazoa; Chordata; Mammalia; Primates; Cebidae
Gene: HEPACAM2
Product: HEPACAM family member 2
Exons: 10
Coding region: 100-1500 (466 amino acids)
Source: RefSeq, a predicted model, not a curated record